UGUCCACACUGUGAAUAUUAAAAUUAAGACUAAACUGCAACGCACAAUAACACAAAUAUUUUGCGAUCGAAAUUUCGAGUACAAAUUGAAGUUAAGAACUAGAUAACAACAUGGCAGAGAAGACUGUCAGCGAAGAAGAAUUCCAGGAUGCACUCAGCGAACCAGUGCCGUCCAUACAAAAAGUUACAACCAAUUCUCCGAAACAAGACAAAUUGAUUGACGAUAUUAUAGAAAAGAACAGCAAACUACGUCUGGAGGAUGAUGAAACUGGCGCCGUGGGUGGAAAAGAAGAGGGCAACAAGGACGACAACGAUGACGAUGACAAUAAUGGUGAUAGAUUAGAAUUGAUUCAUCACGAUGAAGAACUUAGCCUGGAAGAGCUACAGCUGCGAGAGAAAGACCUUAGCGCCGAGGAGCUGGAACUAAACAAAGAAAAUGCCGACAAACUGAAACUGGAAGGCAAUGAACUCUUCAAAAACGGUCAGGCCGAACGUGCCAUUGAGCUCUACACUGAAGCCCUGAACAUUUGCCCCUCCACGAAUAGUAAGGAGCGUGCUGUGCUGUUUGGUAAUCGAGCAGCGGCCAAAAUGAAGCUGGAAGCCAAUAAAUCAGCCAUUUAUGACUGUACGAAGGCAAUAGAACUUUAUCCGGAAUAUGUGCGUGCGUUGUUGCGACGUGCGAAGCUGUACGAGCAGGAUGACAGGCCGGAUGAGGCGCUCACUGAUUACAAGCGCGUCUAUGAAAUUGAUCCAGGUCAGCGUGAGGCACGAGAGGCCCAAGUACGUCUGCCUGCCUAUAUAAAUGAGCGCAAUGAAAAACUCAAGACCGAAAUGAUGUCCAGCUUAAAGGGUUUGGGCGAUAUGAUAUUAAAGCCCUUUGGCUUGUCCACCGCAAAUUUUCAAAUGAAACAGGAUCCUAAUUCUGGAUCAUAUUCCAUUAAUUUUAAUCAGAAUAAUAGUUAGUAUGAAAUGCUGUGUCAUGUUUGUUAAAUUCUCAGAAUAAAGUUGCAAAGAAAAUGGG
Drosophila montana is the source of this 1020-nucleotide messenger RNA. It is a transcript of the gene Ttc1, whose product is annotated as Tetratricopeptide repeat domain 1. The coding region runs from base 111 to 962 and encodes 283 amino acids. The record is from RefSeq and is a predicted model, not a curated record. Gene Ontology annotation, molecular function: protein binding. The transcript is spliced from 2 exons. Lineage: Eukaryota; Metazoa; Arthropoda; Insecta; Diptera; Drosophilidae.